UCCGGAGUUUUAUCUCUCCAUCUAAAAUGAAUGGUUGAAAAUGCACGACUGGCUUCCCCAGUUCCCAAUCCUACAUCGAUCUCGAUCAUGCUCCUCAAUGCUAGGUUUGAAGCCACAGAUCUAGCUACUCCUAAUUAGCCUUCUAUAAGCUCUCACCAACAACCACCACUCCACUAUAGAGUAUGAUCAGCAUGAGCAUGCUCUCCAUUCACCUCGUUCCUCUCCACUGCCGGGCUCUGAAAAACGGCUCAAAUACUAAAUGCAGAGGUCCCCCAUUUCAGGCACAACAAACGCGCCUCUCCUUGCUCCACAACCCGCGCUCUUCGCGCUCUCUUUGCUCCCUCUCUUGCUCUGCAGCUCUCUCAGUGAUGGCUGAGGAAGAAAGAGCUUCUGCGCUGGUGAAGGAGCUGAGGGAAUGCUUCAACACCGGAAAAACAAAGAACUACGAGUGGAGAGUCUCACAAUUGGAAAAUAUAUUGAAGAUGAUUGAACAGAGAGAGAAAGACAUCCUUUCAGCUCUUCACAAGGACCUCUCCAAACCCCAACAGGAAGCUUUCAUCUCCGAGGUUUCUUUGACUAAAGGCUCCUGUACAUUAGCGCUUAAAGAGUUAAAAUGUUGGAUGAUGCCUCAAAAGGUCAAAACUUCUAUGACAACUUUUCCAUCAUCAGCAGAGAUUGUGUCAGAACCUUUAGGAGUUGUGUUGGUCAUUUCAACAUGGAACUACCCUUUCAUGUUAUCUCUCGAUCCUGUCAUCGGAGCCAUUGCAGCAGGUAACACAGUGGUUCUCAAACCAUCAGAAAUUGCUCCAGCCACCUCAUCAAUGCUUGCAAAAUUAUUAGAGGAAUAUACAGAUAAUUCGGCCAUAAGAGUUGUCGAGGGGGCUGUGGCUGAAACAUCUGCCUUACUGGAGCAGAAGUGGGAUAAAAUAUUCUAUACAGGUAGUGGAAGAAUUGGAAGGAUUGUGAUGUCUGCUGCCGCGAAGCACCUUACUCCAGUAAUAUUGGAACUUGGAGGGAAGUGCCCUGCUGUUGUAGAUAUUGACGUCGACUUACAAGUGGCCGUGAGGCGGAUAAUAGCAGGCAAGUGGGCAUGCUGUAACGGACAGGCUUGCAUUGCUCCUGACUAUUUAAUAACCACAAAAGCUUUUGCCGCAAAGUUGAUAGAUGCUUUAAUAUUGGAACUGAAGGUUUUCUUUGGAGAUGAUCCGAUGGAAUCAAAAGACAUAUCACGUAUUGUAAACUUGUACCACUUUACACGCUUGUCAAAGUUGAUUGAUGAUUGCAAAGUAUCUGAUAAGGUAGUACUUGGAGGGCAAAGAAACGAAAACCAAUUAAAGAUAGCUCCAACCAUCCUUUUGGAUGUUCCAGAGGAUUCACUGAUAAUGGAGGAGGAGAUAUUUGGGCCAAUUCUGCCCAUUCUCACAGUUGAAAAUUUGGAAGACAGCCUUGCUGUGAUAAACUCAAGAUCUAAACCUCUUGCUGCUUAUCUUUUCACAAAUAAUGAGGAGCUGAAGAAAGACUUUGUGAAGAACAUUUCUUCUGGAGGAAUGGUUAUCAAUGACACUAUACUACAUGUCACAGUUUCUGGCUUACCCUUCGGAGGAGUUGGGGAGAGUGGAAUGGGUUCAUAUCACGGUAAAUUCUCCUUUGAUGCUUUUAGCCACAAAAAGGCAGUGCUUUAUAGAAGUUUUGAAGGGGAUUCAUCAACAAGGUAUCCACCUUACACGCCUGGAAAGCUGAAAUUGUUGAAGGCCCUGAUCAGUGGCAACAUAUUCAGCAUCAUACGCAUUCUGAUAGGAAAAUCUGAUGACUGAAAUGUGAUGUAAGAUUGAUUCAUCCUUUUGAUACAAUAGUACACCAACUAUUGAUUUCCAGAUAGGCAUCUACCUCAAAAAGUGUAUUUAGAGGUAGUAAGUUUGCAUAAUGAAUUCCAGUGUGACUGGGGCUGUUACAUUGAGAAUUGCUUAUUUCUAUCAUGUCUCUCUUAUCAUUGAGAAUUGCUGUUAUCCCAAUAUGGUUUGGUCUUUUGAAAAUAUUCACGUUCCAGGUUCCAACUGAAUAGUAGUAUAAAGAAGAAAUUAUGUCUAAACCUAUAUAUACUUGUGUCUUUAUUGCUGAUGCCUUUUACCAAUGAAAACUAUUUGUCAUUCAUAUGUAGUUUCUGAAUUUAUUUCAUGUUUGAAAUAUACCAUGAAGUUUUGAAUUUUGUGCGAGAAUGCUUUUUGAAAAGCUGUUCUGUUAUGGUUGCCAGACUUGGUUGUGCUUGGUGUUGGUUUAGAUGUAAAACAAGAAUUAUUCUCUUGAUAUUGUUGUCUACAACAGUAAUUGGACUUUGUAACAAGUAAUUUCCAUCAUGCCAUAGUGUGGAGUCAAGAGAAGGCAAGAAUCAAGAUAGUAGCUUAGUGGAAUCAAAGCUUAAAGCUGAUAAACUAUCAUUUUUGUACUUCAGAAGUUGGCUGUAUACAGCUGGUGGCAGCAAGGUAGAACAAAAAGGACUUUGAAGUGGAGCGCUGACGUCAUAAAUAUGGUGCCAUCUGUAUCUUUAAAGAGAUGGAAAUUGAAUUAGAGAGGUCCUUGCAUUUGUAUCUGCUUUCAUAGUGCAGCAGUCGUUCCAUAGCAGUCAAGAUGUGGAAGAGAGACAGAAAGAUAUGUGUCUGUUUGAUAUUUUAAGAUGGUUAUGCUAUUCCAAAAUUUGGUACAUAAAAUUUGAGUUAUGUAGAGGUUAGUCAA
Molecule: messenger RNA, 2730 nt
Organism: Rhododendron vialii
Lineage: Eukaryota; Viridiplantae; Streptophyta; Magnoliopsida; Ericales; Ericaceae
Product: aldehyde dehydrogenase family 3 member H1-like
Exons: 12
Coding region: 183-1814 (543 amino acids)
Biological process (GO): aldehyde metabolic process
Cellular component (GO): cytoplasm
Molecular function (GO): aldehyde dehydrogenase (NAD+) activity
Source: RefSeq, a predicted model, not a curated record